CAUUAACAUGAAUUUAAGUUCAUAAACCCGACAUUUCAUUUUUGAAUUGUGAAGUAUUAUUUAUAAUUAAUUCAAUAAAUAUCAUUUUUAUAUAAAUUUCUAAUUCCACAUUUUAAAAUCUAUCAAGAUUAUUUAAUAGUUAGCAGUAAUAUAUAAAAAACAUUUUACUUUUUUUUUUCUAAUACAAUUCAAUUCGAUAAUGGCUUUGAAAUCAACAACAAAUAUACUGAAAAAUUUACGAUCCUGUAUGAAAGAUAUCACAUACGUAUCGGAACCACUACAAGCUUAUAUCAUACCUACAAAUGAUGCACAUCAAAGUGAAUACAUUGAUAAAUCGGAUGCACGUCGAGAAUUUGUAUCGGGAUUCACUGGGUCGGCAGGUACUGUUGUUGUCACCGAAACAGAAGCAUUGCUGUGGACGGAUGGACGAUAUUAUUUACAAGCUGAACAAGAAUUAGAUUCAAAUUGGAAAUUAAUGAAGGAAGGGCAACCAUCAACACCAAAAAUUACAGAAUAUUUAUCAAAAACAUUACCACCAAAUUCGUUUGUUGGUGUCGAUGGUUCAUUAUACAAUUAUCGAGAAUAUAGUCCAUUGGAAAAUGAAUUAAGAUUAAAUGGACAUGCAUUAAAAUCAAUAUCUACAAAUCUUGUUGAUUUAAUAUGGACAGACCGACCAGCACCCACAUCAAACAUUGUAUUUCCGUUAACUUUAAAUUAUACAGGACAAAAAUCAUCCGAAAAAUUAGUUAGAAUUGAAAAGAAAAUGAAAGAAAAAAACGCGAAAUUUUUAGUGGUAACAGCAUUGGAUGAAAUUGCCUGGCUAUUAAAUUUACGUGGAUCAGAUAUUAUAUAUAAUCCAGUAUUUGUAUCAUAUGUGAUUAUUCAAAAUAGUCAAAUACAUUUAUUUAUUGAUUCCAAGAAAAUUACACCUGAAGUUAAACAACACUUUAGUAAUGAGAAUAUUGAUGUAGUUUUACACGAUUAUGAUCAAUUCUUUGAUUAUUUGAAAACCAUAGCUCAAGAUCUGUCUAUACAAAAUAGAGGAUGGGUAAGUUCAACAUCAAGUUACAAUGUCGUCAAUUCUGUGGCAGAAAAACAUCGUAUAUUAUCAAUUACUCCAAUACCGGUUAUGAAAGCAAUUAAAAAUGAUGUAGAAAUAGAAGGAAUGAAAGCUGCACAUAUUAGAGACGGUGCUGCAUUGGCAUGUUACUUUAGUUGGUUACAAAAACAAGUGGAAAAUGGUGUUCAAGUUACCGAGACAUCUGGAGCAGCACAAUUAUUAAAAUUUAGACAGCAACAAAAUGAUUUUGUAUCAGAAAGUUUUUCAACAAUUAGUGCAUUUGGUCCACAUGGCUCAAUCAUUCAUUUUGAACCAUCAGAGAAAAAUAAUUUGGUUAUAACAAAUAAAUCAUUAUAUUUAUGUGACUCUGGUGCACAAUAUAAGGAUGGAACCACUGAUUUAACUCGUACCAUGCAUUUUGGAGAACCAACACAAUUCCAAAUUGAUUCUUUUACUCGUGUAUUCAAGGGCCAAGAGUUUUUACGCUCUAGUAUAUUCCCAAAUGAAAUUUUAGGAAAUACGUUAGACAGCUACGCACGUAGAUACUUAUGGGAAGUUGGGUUGGAUUAUGGUCAUGGUACAUCACAUGGUAUUGGAUCAUUUUUAAAUGUACAUGAAGGACCAAUGGGUAUUACAUGGAGAGCAAUGCCUGACGAUCCAGGUUUACAAGAAAAUAUGUUCCUAUCAGACGAACCAGGAUAUUAUCAAGAUAAUGAAUGGGGUAUUCGUAUUGAAGAUAUUGUGCGUGUCGUAAAAGCUUCAACACCAUACAAUCAUCAAAAUCGUGGCUAUUUAACAUUUGAAAAAGUUUCAAUGGUACCAAUACAAACUAAAUUAUUGAACAAAACAUUGUUGACUAAUGCUGAAAUUACUGCCUUGAAUGAGUACCACUAUCAAGUUCUUACUCAAGUUGGUAAAUUAUUAGAUGAACAAGGACAAACUGAAGCAAAAGAAUGGUUAAUCCAUGAAACUGAACCAAUACCCCUCAAUAAAUAAUAAAUGAAAUAUAAUAUAUUAAUUGUUUGUACUAAAAGAUUCAAUUUUAUUCGUAUAAAAAUAAUGAAUAUAAGUUUUUAUGUAUUAUGUUAAGAUCUCAAACGCUCAUCAUUCAAUUUAAUAUAACAAACACCUUGAUAAUGUAAAGGUCAAAGUACCAAAACUUUUGUUACUUUAAUAUAAUGGCUUGGACUUACAAUUUGUAACGCUUAAAUAAAAGAAAAA
Molecule: messenger RNA, 2281 nt
Organism: Chrysoperla carnea
Lineage: Eukaryota; Metazoa; Arthropoda; Insecta; Neuroptera; Chrysopidae
Product: xaa-Pro aminopeptidase ApepP-like
Exons: 8
Coding region: 200-2056 (618 amino acids)
Molecular function (GO): metalloaminopeptidase activity
Source: RefSeq, a predicted model, not a curated record